UAAAGUGGCUGCCAAUUUUACACUUAUCUGCGGUUUCCUGUUUCCGUUCAUUUACUGCUUCAUAAACAUUUGCUUAAGCAUUUGAUAGGUACUCAUCUUUUUUCACACAGCACUUUUGCUGCUUUACUACAGAGCAAUGCACGUUCGAGGAGGGACCGUGCAGCAACUGGGUAUCCACAGGCUGCGACGACGGUGCUUGUUUUGUGGUGAGAAAAGUGGCUGUGAUGAAGAACGGGCCCACAGCAGAUAGAACCAUCAGUUCAGAGGAUGGUUCGUGUGCCUAUUCAACAAAAGGCGUGGCAUCCCGUGGCACCCCGUACGCCUCACUCUCACACAAUGCCACAGGGCCCUUGUGCUUCACCGCGUGGUACCACCAGUCUGGUACUGAGCACGAAAGCGCCCACUUCUCCGUGAUGCGCCCGGACGACGACUCCCCGCAAGCCUUCUACGUAACGCAGCGGGAAAUGGCCGGAAGCUGGCAGCGCGUCAGGUACUCCGAGAGGCGCCCAGGGGCCGUCAUGAUACAAAUCACCCACAGAGUGAAGGACAGUCCUGAGAAGGCCACGUUUGCGGUUGACGACUUGACGGUGGAAAGCGGGCCGUGUCCUUCAGAACCGAGGAGUGGUUCCUGUGAUUUCGACUGGGGUGACGCGUGCGGCUACGACUACGGAAGCGGGGACAAUACCUGGAAACUGGAGGACACCAGCCGAGAGAGCUUCAAGUCAAUAGACUACUCGACCAACACAAUUCUCGGUGGUGUGGUUUACCUCGGUACACUGGGAAACUUCACGACAGCGUCUUUGACAUCACCGUCGCUGAAAGGCCGCAAGGAAAUGCAAUGUCUGCAGUUUCACUACUACGUUCCGUGGAGCCUGAGCAACCCAGAGAAAUCGUAUUCUCUAGCUGCUGCCACAAGAGGAUACGUGAUUUACAUUUACCGUAUUUCCCUCCCAGGAAGCUCCCAAACCACUGAACUGCUCUGGUCCCGCACUUCCAAGCGUUUGAUAAGAGCAGAGUGGACCAGAGUGGACGUGGCUUUCAAGCAGGAAAGUGACUUUAAGAUUCAAUUAAGCUGCGCUCUCACACCAGAAGAGUUCAUCCCCAAGCCAUACUGUGCCUUUGACGCCAUCCGCCUGUUCAAGUGCACGGGAAGGCGAAAUAUCUUCGACCACCACUGCAACUUCGAGGAUGGGUGGUGUUCCUGGCAGAACCGGUACCUACCGGAUCCCAACGUCGUCUCCUGGCUCAUGGGUGGCGAACACCUAAAAACUACACUGCCGAGGCCUCCUCGAGACCAUACUUUUGGAAAUGGCACAGGGUCCUACCUGUUCGUGUAUAAUUUUGAAAGAAAGAAAGGUGACCAGGCCGAACUGAUAGGCGAAAUUCUCUCCGUGGACAGUCGAGUAACGCCGUGCAUCGAGUUCUGGUUUAUAAUCAAUGGAGAUGAGAGCGCCGAUUUGAAGAUGCUUGCCAUCGAUCCAGAGCAUGAGUCACGGGACAAUUCUCCGCUUUGGUCGCAUAAAGGUGGAGGCCCUGUCACAUGGCAACAGGGCCGUGUCGCAGCACUUCACAGCAGGCGGCCCAUCUUUCUCGCAACUAUGGGAUUGGCAUCGAUACCUGCAUACAUCGCUCUGGAUGAUAUCACAGUGAAAGAAUCUGACAAGUGCGAUACAUUACCAACAUCAGCUGAUGCUUUAUCAGCAGUGGAGCUGCUGAGCUGCACAUUCGAGAGGUCGAACCUUUGUCGCUGGUCUUCUCAAGGGACUACAUCAAGGACCUGGACGCUUGGCCCACCUCUAUUUGCCACGCUGGGUCCACCUGCACUUCCAGACGGCGUAAAAGGUGGCCUCAUCCAUGCAAGCGGAUCAACUCUAGAGCCCAACCAAGGCCUGCUGAGACUGUUCUCGCCCAUUGUUGGAGUACAGACGGAACCAGCCUGCGUUUCUGUAUGGUACCACAUGUUUGGCGCCCGAGGCACGAAUCUGCGGUUAAGCCUAAUAAAGACGGAGCCCACCUCUGGUUUUGUGCGGCGCACUUCGGUACUGGUGCAUCAUCGAGGCCGCACGACGACUGACAAGUGGUACAACGUCCGACGAACAAUGAACCUCGACACCCCGCACAACCAGCUGGCAUUUGAUACAGCAGUCUUCAAAACACUCCGGAAAGCAGCGAUUGUUGCUUUGGGGCCAAUACAAGUAACAAAAGGCGCAUGUGAUUUUCUGACAGAUGCAAAAGGCUACUGCGACUUCGAGUUCGACGAAUGUGGAUGGGAAUCUACCAGUGGUUGGCGAAGACGGGCCAAGCAGUACUGGUUUGAAGAACCUGCCCUGGGUAUGCGCUCCGGUCCUGUGAACUCUGUGUACGUCUUGACGGUCACGCAAGUUUCUUCACCGCCCAACGGUGCCACGGUGCCCAGUCCAAAGUGGCCCGGACAGAAUGAGCCGCAGUGCUUGGAGUUCUGGUACCUGGAGGAAAAGGGAGGCGACGCCGGUCUGCAAGUGGAGCUAGUAGUGAACGACGCACGCACAGUUGUUUGGAGGAAGCCUGUGCACACGGAACGUCAGUGGAUGCUGGCGCGAGUUGACAUCGUGCAAGACCGGACAUUCCAAGUGGCAUUGAGAGCAAACUUCUCGGGCAGCCAGGCUCAGUCAUUGAGCAUCGACGACGUUAUUCUGCGACCGGACGCUUGCGACCACCCCGCCGAAUGCGACUUCACCGACGGUCUGUGCGGCUACGUGAACAAAUUCGAUGGUUGUUUCCGAUGGCUCGUUGGAACUGGUCGUCUGGAAAAUCCUCGUCUCCAUCACGGUGCUGCCGUGCCUCAAGCUGUAGAAGCGUGCCAGUAG
Molecule: messenger RNA, 2846 nt
Organism: Dermacentor andersoni
Lineage: Eukaryota; Metazoa; Arthropoda; Arachnida; Ixodida; Ixodidae
Source: RefSeq, a predicted model, not a curated record